GUCUGUGCCUGUCUGUAAUUCCAAGACAGCUACUCCGUACAUUACAUCCACACUUACUCCAUACAGCGUAAGCAACCGCCCAGCCAGCGGCUAACGCAUCGUUCCCAUCCGCCUUCCUCCACUUCUUCUUUUCUUCUUCUUCUCCCUUUCCAACCUCAUCGUCCAACUCGUUCCUUUUCUCGUUUCCUCGGUGGACGACAUCCCCUAAUUUUUCUCUUCUUUUUCUGAUUCAAUUCACUCGUUAUCUUGUUUCUUGCCUCCUGACUCGCUCCCCCCCCCUUUUUUUUUUUUUUUUUUUUUUCUUUCGCGUCACUCAUUUCGCAUUCACUCCUGUCGACAACACCAAUUCAGGAGCCAGCCACAGUUGCAAUCCUUUCGCGGUUUAUACCAGAGAUAACAGACAGGCCAAAGGGGAGAGAAGGAUAUCUCAAGUGUCAUCAUGUCCGGUUAGCUUGUGGGGUGCUAUUCUCGUCGAUUCGAUUCCCCCUGGGUCAACAUCAAAUCGGUCUCGAAAAGCUUUUGUCCCUCGUUUUAUUUGCUUCGCUUUGUUUUUUGAGAGAAAACGACGUCGCAAAUCCAUCUGGAAUUCCGCAAAUACCGAAGACGCUCGCUUGAGUCCUAGUCCUACACAUAUAUUCUCGCCAUGGCUGGCAAUUGCAUUUCCCUAAAGGGUUCGAAGGCUUGUCCUGCCUUUUCCAAUGCUGCCAUCUUGACGAGCCCUGAAAAUCUGGUCAAAUUUUCUUUUCUCUCAUUCGUUUCCAAUACACAAGAGUUCGAUGAGCACCUGUUCUCAUACUCUAAUAGCGAAUAUGUCAAAAUGAAAUACCAGCAGGUUAUUGGUUGUUCCGAUAUCAACCUUAGCGAUACCUCUUCGCUCUAUGCCCGAUAUACACUCAGCGUAAUUUGUAAUGGAAUUGUUCAGAGCUCAGCGGCAUGUGGAAACUCCCCACCUCUCUGUGCAGAGUCCUGUGCACAAUAUGCUACUAGUGAACAACUAAUAGCUGUCAACCCAGAGCUCUGCGGAACUCCGAGAGAUGGAUACAUGGAUCAGAUCAGGGCUGAUUUUACGGUCUGUUCGAACCCGAAGGAUGCGCUAACCGAUACUUGCAUCUCUGGCGACGAAAAUGAGCCAAAUGAAUGCGGUUUUGCUCAAAACAUAUUAGGCCUCUGUAGCUUUUGCAAAGGAAGCACCACCAACUCAACAGACUCUUGUUGUCUCGCCGCAGAUGUCGAGAACCGCUGCGAGGGACUCACUCUUCCAUCCGUCGGGCCCCUCCCUCCUCUUUUUCCCUCUCCAACAUCUUCACCACAUCCGUCGGAUCCAGCAGCCGUGUCGGGUAAUGGGCUUUCUGGUGGUCAAAUUGCUGGGGCCGUUGUGGGAUCUGUUGCAGGAUUUGCUAUAUUGGCUGCUCUUGGAGCCCUGCUCUUUAUAUGUUUGAGACGCAGGCGCGAGCAAACUCGGGCACCCGUCCUGAACCAACCCUCACCACCGCGAAGUAGUAGGACACCAAUGCAAUAUGCCCCUGGAAGUCGGAACGGUGCAUAUGAGGUCCUCCCAGGUAGUCGUGUGGCUAGGAUGUCGGCACUACAAGCAAGCAGUCAUGAUGGAUCUCCGCCCCGUACUGCUGGCGGAAUUGCAGCAGUAACCCCUAGUCUUGCCAAGUAUCACGAUUCGUCCGAUUCUGACGCAUACGGGGAGAGCCCAGCACGGUCUAAGCGUGGUCCACCUGUUACGGGCAAGAGAAAUGGGUCUCUUUCAAGUGCAUCUGUCCUAGCGGGGAACAGUGAAACGGCUUCGCCAAGAUCGGGGAGUGGUGGCCAUUAUUCCUCACCCGAAGGGAUGGCCAGUGGCCAAUCUGAGCAACUACCCUACUUCAGAGAUUACUACUCUCAGGAUGAUAUCCACCCGAAUGACAAGGUUACCGUGCUGUGGGCGUAUCAACCUCGUGCAGGUGAUGAGUUUGAGCUGGAUAGGGGCGACAUGCUUAAGGUCGUGGGAAUAUGGGAUGAUGGAUGGGCAACUGGUGUUAAGCUAAACGAAAGGGCUGAGGAUUAUGAAAUAAGCCACAACCCACAGCGUGAUAGCGGCGUUUCUAACGGCUCAGGCAGAAGAGGAUCGUCUCCUCCACCAACAGGUGAAAUCAAGGCAUUCCCACUUGUGUGCGUCUGCCUACCUGAACAUUGGAGGAAAACUAUCGACGGUGAUCUCUCAGCCGAGACUCACGGCGAUUCUUUUAACCCUUAGCCGCUCCCGUAUUUUCUGGUGACACCACCCUGUCUCACGGUCCUCAUUCAUGUCUUGACGAUUGCGCCUUAUUCCAUUUCUCUUCCAACUUUUCUGCUUUCUACUUUUCUGGCGUUUAUUCAGAGGGCGGUUGAAUUGGUUCUCCAGUUGUUACUCCAUUGCGCGAAUCGUGUCAACAUCGCAAAUGGGCGGUAUACACAUAUAUCUCUUACGCGUUUCCGUUCCCUUACAUUCUAACGUACCCGGCCCAAAUAGAAGACCCCACGCUGCUGCGCUGCCUGCUCCCCCAUGCCAAGGGCCCUUUUAAUUCCCCUCCUUCAUGAUUUACCUCUACAUCUUUGUUUAUAUAUGUCCGCAAGACGUUUUAUAUCCACGGGCUGCAAGCUCUUCCAUUGUCUUUCUUCCUUUGUUUCUCAUUUUUCUCCCUCUGAUCGUACCGAUCUAAGUUUUUAUUUUAGUGUUUACUCUCCAGUUUUUCCUCCACACUCUUUCGUUCGAACUCGGGUACACAAUAUACCUUUUCCCAAUAUUUCAACCUCAGCGUUUGCUCCUUAAUACUGUCACAACAAGCUAUUGUGGCGGUGGUAAAACCUGCGAGCUGAGUUGUGUACUUUAUUACUUUGAUCGGUCUUCCUUUUUCUUUUCCUUAACCGUUCCGCGUCGUCCUAUUUACCCUCCUUUAUGAUAUGGAAAACUUGGCCCCAGUUGGCUUCAUGUUUCCCCCGCUACCACUUGUUCUGCUUGUUCUUUUUUCUUUUUUAUCUUUCUAACUUUACCUAGAGCAGAUGUAGUUUAUACCCCACCGUGAAUUUUAUCGAUGACAGAUGUAAAAGAGAUUUCUUUCCUCUCCUUCUUUUCCCCCUUUGCUUCGACCAUUAUCUUUUCUUGUGAUAGAUUUCACAUUUGAUCCUUCUCUCUCUUUUCUCGCACUAUUCUUCUCCUAACAUUCUGCGCUUCUCUCUAUUUUCGUCAAGAGAGACCUGGUAGUCUUAUCAUUAUAGCUGAAGCGCUUAGUUAAAAGAAAUGAUUAAAUAGGCCUGGUUACAUAUCACAUUGCGGUAUCUGAGUUGAGGAUAUUAGAUACGAGAGUUGAGUUUUCAAGUUGAUUUAGGAAGGAGGAUUUUGGGCUGUCUAAGUGGGAGAUUUCACUCUUUUCUCUUCUUUCCCCCUUUUCCCAGAGUACAAUCACGUAUAUAGUUACCUGUCUAUCUUAUAUUCUUGCACUUUUUCAAGUUUCCGGUUGAAAUAUUUGCAGGUUAUCUUCUUCACAUUCAUCCCACACCACCCAAAUAUUUCAGGAUGUUUUUUCAUGGCUGCUAGAUCAACUAGACCAGACAACACAGUGGCGGCAAGUAUUCUCACCACCUUCAUGUCACAUGGCAAUUCCUCCAAAGUGUCCGGAAGCAACCCCCCAGAGCCCGCCUCUUUUACCUAUUUGAGGAGAUACCGAUUGACAAGCUGGCCGCAAGCGUAGGGUAGGGUAGCCAGAGAUUUCCAUUUAUCUAUUGACAUGUUUAUAUUUGCGAAAGUUGCUGGUUACCAAUAUAUAUAUGCCCCUGGUGCUUUGGUUUUGCUUGAGCGGGUGAAUAGAAUGAAUGUCUCGCAUCGCCCUCCGUUUACGAUGCGUCCGUUGAAUUCGUCCCAUUAUUAGCACAAUCUAUCUCCAUAUGAAUUUUUUUUCUUUUC
This is a messenger RNA of Blastomyces gilchristii SLH14081, 3931 nucleotides long. RefSeq lists its product as uncharacterized. NCBI's taxonomy places the organism in Eukaryota, Fungi, Ascomycota, Eurotiomycetes, Onygenales, Ajellomycetaceae. The record is from RefSeq and is a predicted model, not a curated record. The transcript has 5 exons. The coding region runs from base 644 to 2245 and encodes 533 amino acids. Gene Ontology annotation, molecular function: protein binding.